AUGUCGAUGUUGUUUUGGAGAGCUUCAGUGCUGCUUGAAAAAUUUUUGAAACGUGUAACAGAUUUGCAAACAUGGGUUGACUUUGCUGGUAUCUUUUCGUUAUGGGUACCCACUCAUAACAUUGAGUGUGACAGCGUAUUGAGAUGUCAAUGGAGCAAAGCACCUCAAAACAGCACAGCCGCAUUUUCUUGUGAACAUUUUUCAACGCUGUUUCAUACCAAAAUUGGACAAAUGUGGAUGAGUAAUUCGGCGGCCACGAGGCCCACAUCUGGUGGCACUGGGAUACGGAGUUUUUUCUCAAAAUUGCGUAAACCAUCCGAUUUGCAAAUACCUCCAGCUCAGAGCCCUGUACGCAAAGUGGUUCUGCUCAUAGCAAAGAGUUUUUGA
Loa loa (African eye worm) is the source of this 387-nucleotide messenger RNA. RefSeq lists its product as hypothetical. Lineage: Eukaryota; Metazoa; Nematoda; Chromadorea; Rhabditida; Onchocercidae. The record is from RefSeq and is a predicted model, not a curated record. The transcript has 3 exons. Bases 1 to 387 code for a protein of 128 amino acids.